AUGCGAGGUAAAUCAUUUCAUGAGUCUCCACCAUUUGCAGAGAAGAUCACAGACGACCCUGUGACAACAAAAACCGCACAAAGCACGGUGACUUGCGUCUUCCUUGCCAAUAUUGCGACAUUUUGGCGGAAGGUGACGAUCAUAUGGUGUAAGAACCUCAUGAACCAUUCCCUAAGCAUUCGGAUUGAUAGCUUAGACGGCGAGUUUCAUUAUACGUGCAAAUUCGACCUAAAGCCAUGGCAUUUUUGGAGCAAAAAAGGGUACAAGUCAUUCGAGUUCGAAGGGAAUCAAGUGGAGGUUUAUUGGGAUCUUCGGUCUGCAAAAUUUGGCGGCAGCCCAGAACCGUGUUCCGACUUUUAUGUUGCUCUUGUUUGCGAUGAGGAGGUUGUGUUGUUAUUGGGAGACAUGAAGAAAAAGGCAUACAAGAGAACAAAAUCCAGACCAGCCCUUGUGGAGGCACUUUUAUACUACAAAAAAGAAAACGUGUUUGCCAAGAAAAGUUUUGCCACAAGAGUGAAGUUUGAUGAGAAGAGAAAAGAGCAUGACAUUGUCGUGGAGAGCUCAACGUCCGGCCUGAAAGACCCAGAAAUGUGGAUCAGUGUAGACGGGAUUGUGUUGAUUCAUGUCAAGAAUUUGCAGUGGAAAUUCAGAGGGAAUCAGACUGUGCAGGUGAACAUGCAACCGGUGCAAGUUUUCUGGGACGUGCACGAUUGGCUUUUCAGCAGCCCGGGGACAGGGCACGGGCUGUUUAUUUUCAAGCCAGGGGCACCGGAAUCAGAGAGCGAUCACGACAGAGAUGGCAACGGCAGCAUAAACAGUGAUAAUAGCAGUGCUUAUUAUUCAACUCAAACAAGUAAUAACUCAACAUCUUCUGACUUCUGCAUGUUUCUUCAUGCUUAUAAGAUUGAGUAAGGGAGACUAGCUUACAGAAAACACGCAAAGUAAAAAAAAAUAAAAAAUAAAAUAAAAAAAGAAAGAAAAGGAAAAUGGUUGUAAAAUUGUAAAUUAUGGUAGUAGGAUUAAUUAUGGGUACUUUAGUACUCAUCUGAUAAUUUGUAAAUUAAACUUUAUUCGUAUUAUAUAUGCAGGAAAGAAAAUUAAGGUCUAGAAAUGCUAUUCCAUGAUCUCCUACUUAUUCUUGCCAUUUUUCAAGUGGGUUAAUUAUUAUUCUUGCCAUUUUUACUUUCUGUAUGUAGAAAAUUGGAGAGGGUAUUGGUAUAAUGUGGAUACGGCUAGGGUUUAAGGACCGAUAUUGCUCUUAAUUUUUCAGGGUAAGAAAGGUAAACAAAAUGA
Pyrus x bretschneideri (Chinese white pear) is the source of this 1293-nucleotide messenger RNA. RefSeq lists its product as uncharacterized. NCBI's taxonomy places the organism in Eukaryota, Viridiplantae, Streptophyta, Magnoliopsida, Rosales, Rosaceae. The record is from RefSeq and is a predicted model, not a curated record. Bases 1 to 912 code for a protein of 303 amino acids. The transcript has a single exon.